Messenger RNA from Jatropha curcas, 4323 nucleotides. Its product is annotated as PB1 domain-containing protein tyrosine kinase. The record is from RefSeq and is a predicted model, not a curated record. NCBI's taxonomy places the organism in Eukaryota, Viridiplantae, Streptophyta, Magnoliopsida, Malpighiales, Euphorbiaceae. Gene Ontology annotation, cellular component: cytoplasm. Gene Ontology annotation, molecular function: protein binding; protein kinase activity; ATP binding. Gene Ontology annotation, biological process: signal transduction; protein phosphorylation.
GAAAAAGGGGAAAGGGUAAAAACCAUAAAUUUCCUUUUCAAGAGAUUAGUUUGCAGUUAGGGGCUUAGGGCCCUCUCCAUAUUUGUCUAAGUGUAGCCGCGUUAUUUUAAGCGCCUUGUCUCCGACCCUCAUGCAACGGCUUCUCUUUCUCUCCUCUUUCUCCAUCAAAGCCCACAUUUCUUUAACAAAACCAAAAUUCAAACUCUAAAUUUUCUUUUUUGGGUUUCAUCCAGCUCGAGACAAUAUUGUUCUUCUUCAUGGCUAAAAUCUCUACGUGAAACAUCAAGUUUCAACAAAUAACCAGGGGGAAAAAAAAAAAGUUUCCAUAUGAGACUCCGGCAAUAUGUCGAUUGAUGGAUGAUCGUGCAAGGAAAAUUAGAUUAAUGAGGUGGUCAUAAAUUUUAUUAUUAUGAUUUUGGGUGAAUAUUUGUACAUGUGGCCUGGAGUUGGAUAAAUAUACAUAUCUUCAAGGAUAUAAUUCAUGGUAUAAGGAUUUUAUUGAUUUUAUUUUGUUGGGAAGAUCGGGGAAUUUAUGGAUAUUAGAUAAUAACUAAAUAAUAUAGUAAUGAAACUUUCGCCAUUCUUGGUGACAACCAAGUUGACAUCAUGAACGUAAAUAUUGGAUAGUGUCAUAAAAGAAGAAUAAUUCAAAUAUUGUCUGGUCUGAUUGGAGAAGCAUAAGGAAGUUCAAGAUUAUUAAGGAAACAAGAGUUGGUAAUGUAUUGAUUAAUUGUAUGCCUCUAUUUAUAGAUAUAUUGAGUAAGACUUGUUUGAUACCAUGAUAAGAGAGUCCCCUGGUGGUUUAGGCCAGCAGUUUUAUGUAGAUACGGCCAAGGUUUUGUCUAAUGAUAGAUACCCAGAAGAUAGGCAUCAUCAUGAUGAUGAUGAUGGUGUUUGUGCACAGACAGGUGAAGAAUUUUCUACUGAAUUUUUGCGUGAUCGCAUUGCUCUAAGAAGGGUGGCAGAUCAUAGCCAGCUAAUACACAUGACAUCUAACUAUAAUCAGCACCAUCAGAUGGUUUAUGAGGAUCUUUCCAAUUUUCAUGGGAUUUGGAGAAAAAACUCGGGACUUGAUGCCUUAGAUUUUGUUUCCAGGGCAGGACAUCCAGUUGAACUAGAUCAUAGGGCUUAUCCAGAUCAUAUGAGCAGGUGCCAAUGGGAAUAUAGUGGCAGUGGACAAAACCCUGUCAAAUACACUGGUGAAAUGAAUACUGAUCGACUUAAUCCUCCCCUUAAAUAUGCGGCGGAGUCCCAUCCAUCGUAUCACCCUUAUGGAACUGAUGUUAUGGAAAGUUCUUUCUUGGGAAAAAUGAAAUUUUUAUGCAGCUUUGGGGGGAAGAUAUUACCUAGGCCAAGUGACGGAAAGCUUAGGUAUGUUGGUGGAGAGACAAGGAUUAUAUCCAUCAAGAAAACUGUUAAAUGGGAUGAACUUGCAAGGAAAACUUUGGCAAUUUGCAACCAACCACACACGAUCAAGUACCAGCUCCCUGGUGAGGAUCUUGAUGCCCUUAUUUCUGUAUGUUCCAAUGAAGAUCUACAUCAUAUGAUGGAAGAAUAUCGAGAACUAGAACGAAAUGGAGGCUCACAAAGACUGCGGAUAUUUCUCAUUCCCUCUGGUGAACCUGAUAGCCCAAAUUCAUUCGAGGGAAAGAUUCUACAACAGAAUGACCAAUAUGUUGUUGCUGUUAAUGGCAGGCCAGAUCUAAGUCCCAUGAAGACUAGACAACCAAUGCAGUUGGGAACCAAUUCAGAUAUUUAUGCAUUUGACAGUAAGGAUUCUAGUCAAACUUCCGCAUUUGCAAGUCCUGCUCUUCGGGUUCUCACUAAAGUUCAGAACCCGGGCACGCCUUUCAAUCAAUCUCCUCCCCUAUCUCCAGUUACAAUUCGGCAUGGAGAUCACAAGAAUUCAAACAUGCAUUUUUAUGUUGAUCGAUCGUAUCCCGAGGGUAAUGAAACCACUAGUCCUUUGACCAUGGACAAAAGUCCAUUUGACAAUUCAUUUCACCCUCAUCCCUCUAUAAAUUAUAAUAAAAUUCCUCAAGGACUAGUACCAUUAAUGAGCUACCAUCAUCAUCACCAAUAUUUUGUAGAAACUGACCACAGUAACAAACCAUCGUUACAUCAUUUUCACAAUCGUAGUCCAAGUGAAGAUUUUCUUCCACAUCAUCUAUAUGUUCAAAGUGACAUGAAUUCAGAUAGACCUAGGCUUAAGGAAAGGGCACUUUCUGACUCACGGUUGCAGGAACAUGAUGAAACACCAAAAUAUUACAUGGAAGAAGCAAUUAGCCCAUUAUCAACAUGGAUUGAUUCAAAUUGCCCACACGAGCCAGUGAUGUGGCAAGGUUUAAUGAAUGAGAAAUGCGAAGCAGAUAAGCAUGAUAAUCAAUGCACCUUCAACACACCAGAGAAAAUUGACUUGAAUAAAGAGUUGUUGAAGCGAGUAGACAGUAGAGUUACUUGCUCCGAUGGAGGCAGAAAACAAUGUGAAGGGAACAUAUUGAACAAUGAUUCCAUAGAGUGUAUCGACUUACUGAAAACAGAUCACCUUCCAAGUGUUCAACGCCACCAAAAAGAUUCACUAGCAUCUAAAAGAAUGGUUUGCACAAAUCAAGUUAAUGUUUUGGAAAAUUCUGUAGAUAACAUGAGGGAGCAUCUCCAGGAUUGCCAAUUAGGAACUGCCACACCUACACCUCUCUUGCAUUUUGGGAACCAAAAUGCGACUGAGGAUCAGCAGUGUUCUAUGACACAGAGAAAAAAUGGUCAAAAGCCUUCUGGUUGGCUACGUGGAUAUCAAAAUCCUCCACCAUGUGACCAAAAACCAAAAGCUCAGGACUCUAAAUCAGCUAAGAAUGCUGCUACAAGUAGAAUGUUUUAUCUGUACGAUGAAGACCCUGUGGAUUGUCGUGAUGACAAGGUUGAAAUUGAAAAUAACGGCUUCAGGAGACAAGCAUAUGAUGAACCAAUGAUUAAGAAUGCUCCACAACGCCUAGACUAUCCCCAUGGGAAUGAGGAAUCAGUUGUAAUUGUUGAAGAUGUAACUGGUACCACACCUCCAGAUAUUCCAUUGGCUUUGAGAGUUGUCCCACAUGUAGAACAAGAGGCCGCAGAUGAAUUCCCAGAUCAUAGAGAUUCUGAGACAGAAAGCACAAUUCAAGGAUCUGAAUAUGAGCAUUCAAAUGUUGACGGCAGAAAUACUGAGGAGUCUAUUAGUGAUGCUGCAAUGGCUGAAAUGGAAGCAGGCAUCUAUGGGUUGCAGAUUAUAAAGAAUGUUGAUAUUGAAGAACUAAAAGAGUUAGGAUCUGGUACUUUUGGAACUGUUUAUUAUGGGAAGUGGAGGGGUACUGAUGUUGCUAUUAAGAGGAUCAAAAAGAGUUGUUUUUCAGGAAGAUCAUCAGAGCAAGAGCGGCUGAUCAAAGACUUCUGGAGAGAGGCGCAGAUCCUAUCAAAUCUUCACCAUCCUAAUGUGGUAGCAUUUUAUGGUGUAGUCCCUGAUGGACCUGGGGGAACAAUGGCGACUGUUACUGAAUAUAUGGUUAAUGGAUCAUUGAGGCAUGUCUUACAAAAGAAGGACAAAGCACUUGAUCGUCGUAAAAAGCUUAUGAUUGCACUGGAUGCAGCUUUUGGCAUGGAAUAUCUACAUCUGAAAGAUAUUGUUCAUUUUGAUUUGAAGUGUGAUAAUUUGCUUGUGAAUUUGAGAGAUUCACAACGACCCAUUUGCAAGGUUGGAGAUUUUGGUUUGUCAAGAAUUAAACGCAAUACACUCGUAUCCGGUGGGGUGCGUGGAACCCUUCCAUGGAUGGCACCAGAAUUACUCGAUGGCAGCAGCAAUCGAGUCUCUGAGAAGGUUGAUGUUUACUCAUUUGGUAUUGCAAUGUGGGAGAUUUUGACUGGUGAAGAGCCAUAUGCCAACAUGCAUUGCGGUGCUAUCAUAGGCGGAAUCGUAAGUAACACGCUUAGGCCUCAGAUACCAGAAGACUGUGAUUCUGAGUGGAAAAAGUUGAUGGAAGAAUGCUGGUCUUUCAACCCAGCAGCAAGGCCAUCAUUUACAGAAAUAACAAACAGGCUGCGGUUUAUGUCAAUGGCACUCCAACCGAAGCGGCGGAAUCUUGCAAAUAAAUGAAAACUGCGUUUCCAUGUAAGCCACAAGGAUAAAACUCUCGUGUACAUGUAAAAGGUUAAGUAGGCAAAUGUGUUUAAAGAUUUAGCUGACUUUCUUAAGGAGCUAUAUUACAAGCCAUAUCCAUGGAGAUAAGCAUCUUCUAGACCGAAAAUAUGAAUAUAUUUUCAUAUUCAAGUAUUUAUUUAUUUAUCUAUUUUCAAUUU